AUGGUUGCCAUUGAAUCCCGCGGGCGGCGGAAGACAUACUUCUUUCCUGUAGCGCCCAACCGGACCGCCACUGGGACCAAUGUUCCCAAGAGCCAGCCAUCCACUGGAGGGAAAGGUGAAGACGAGACCAAUGUUUCCAAAAGCCGGCCGUUCCCUGGAGGGAAGGGUGGAGACGGGACGGCGGCUGAGCCAGCUCGGCACAAGCCUGAUCUCGUUAUGAAACCAGAUAAACGGACGCAAUUUUUCAAUCUCCCCGUCUUUUAUGAGGACCCAUGGACAGACUACGAAAAGGGCAUCGAGAUUUUCCCCAAAAGACAUACGUCUCUUUGUCGGCACCGUCGGAACAGAGAGGACCUGGUCCACAUUCAGCAACUGAAGGCAUGUACGGCGACAGAGUCCCUCAUUAACGCCGUCGGUCGUUAUUCACAUCCGAGCUUCCUUCGCCUUCUAUGCUGUUACCACUAUGACCAAUCGACAUUUUUGGUGUGGGAGCCCGUGGAGUUGUCGUUGGCACAAGUCAUUGGAUCCAAGUACUCGAUUCGGGAAGCCGAACUGACCUCGAUAGUAUGGCCGAUCAUCCAGGGUAUUCGGUACCUCCGAGACUCAAGCCGAGCCCUAGGCUCUCUCACAUACGAUACUAUUUUUCUGACCAGUUCUGGGGGUGUGAAGAUUGCGGAUGUUGAUCGCAGUUGCGUAAUUGAUACGGAGGACAUGAAUGCUGCGACGCUGAAGCUCUUUGCACUAUCCGAUAUGAUAACCGGACUUCGGAAGCAAAUGAGUCCGAUGGACCCUUGGAGCCCCCGGGCGCAGAAUCUGCCGGCACGGCUGAUGAGCACGCCUUUGGACGAUCUAUUCGGGGACGACGAUCUUGUAGCCGAAUCGAAAGGUGGGGAGCUGAAGAUGUUAGUCAACAUUCUCAGUAAAAUCAGCCACUAUGAUGUCAAAUUUCCUUAG
Molecule: messenger RNA, 954 nt
Organism: Penicillium manginii
Lineage: Eukaryota; Fungi; Ascomycota; Eurotiomycetes; Eurotiales; Aspergillaceae
Exons: 4
Coding region: 1-954 (317 amino acids)
Source: RefSeq, a predicted model, not a curated record